ACAGACUUUGCUUUGAAAAGGCUAAAAAAAUGUCUGGAAAAAAAUGGGUUCUCCUUGUCGCCGGCUCAAAGGACUGGGAAAAUUACCAACACCAAGCCAAUGUGUGCGGUCUAUAUCAGAUAAUUAAGAAACAUGGGAUUCCUGAUGAGCAGAUUGUGGUGAUGAUGUAUGAUGACAUUGCUGACAAUCCAAAAAACCCAACUAAUGGAACCGUUGUCAGUGUAGUUAAUGACACAGACGUGUACUCAGGAGUUCCAAAAGACUACACUGGAAAGGAUGUGACCCCACAAAACUUCCUGGCUGCUCUUCAAGGGGAUGAGAGUACAGAAAAAAAAGUCAUAAAAAGUGGAGAAAAUGACAACAUAUACAUCUACAUGUCCGGUCUGGGAAAUGAAGGCACAUUUGAAUUUCCUGAGGAGUCAGUAAGUAUAAAACACAAAGACUGA
Molecule: messenger RNA, 446 nt
Organism: Carassius carassius (crucian carp)
Lineage: Eukaryota; Metazoa; Chordata; Actinopteri; Cypriniformes; Cyprinidae
Product: legumain-like
Exons: 5
Coding region: 30-446 (138 amino acids)
Biological process (GO): vacuolar protein processing
Molecular function (GO): cysteine-type endopeptidase activity
Source: RefSeq, a predicted model, not a curated record